CAUUCAACACUCUCCUCGUACUGGUAUCCUCCACGUGCCUCGUGGAACUGCACGUUGGGCUUACCAUACGCAUGGGAACAAGCGAUCGACUCAGCGGGCAAUCUUUACUUCAUUAAUCACAUAACACGUGAAACAACCUACGAAGAUCCUCGUCAAACUGCAUCCAAGCGUAUCGUUCAAAUUUCACGCGAUCUGACGCAUGGCUACGGUUUUGUGGCCGCAUCUCAACGUCCCGUCGUUGUGCAGUUUGUAUCACCAGCUGGUCCGAGCUGUGGUAAAUUAUUUGUGAAUGAUCAAAUUUUAACUGUGAAUGGGAUAAACGUCGAGGAUGCAACUAAGGAGAAAGUGGUUGAUUUGAUUCAAAAUUCAAAUCAACUAUUAACUCUGAUUGUUUCGCAAGUGCCUUUAAGUCAGGUAACUUCAUUAGUUCAUUCACUUCUUAUUUCAUGA
Anisakis simplex (herring worm) is the source of this 450-nucleotide messenger RNA. Lineage: Eukaryota; Metazoa; Nematoda; Chromadorea; Rhabditida; Anisakidae. The record is from the annotation of a GenBank genome assembly.